CCCUGUGCUUCAGAAACGAGACCAGGAUGCUGCAGAGCACUUCUAGCUGUAAAAUAGCUUUACUCCCACUGUCCCCACCAGGGAAGAAGGCAGAGCAGGGUUCUCUCCCAUGGCACAUCCUUGCUGGAGAGCUCAGGGAGGGCAAGCCCUCUCCUUGGGCAGGUCAGAAGGGCUGGGGGGUGGCAGCGCCGGCGUGGCUCGUCUGGCCUGUCCCCAACUUCCCACAGCUGCUUCCCCUUCCCCAGCGGGCUCUCGGUGGGGACAGGCUCUCGCCUUCCUGCGGCGCUGGCCCGGCAGCUCCCAGCACCAUGCUGGUGUUUCUCCGCUGGCCGGGGCAGCUCCUGGCAGUGGUGGUGCUUGUGCUGCAGCCGGCUGGGAGUCUCGAGGUUCAGUGUCCCGUCCCAGAUAUCACACACGGACAGCUGAAACCUGCACAGAACUUCACCCACGGCAGCACAGCCACGCUCCAGUGCGAUGCCGGCUACAUCCCUGUGGGUGCCACCACCACCGUGCGGUGCCUGAGCAACGGCAGAUGGCAUCCACGGAUGCCCGCCUGCAUCCUGGGUCACUGUCCCUACCCUCCUGCCAUCGACCACACGGACCGAAGCCCUCAGCGCGAGUUUCCAGUCGGGACAACCGUGACCUACUUCUGCAGAUCCGGAUACACUUUGCUCCCCGAUGUAUCUCCAGUAACUACUUGUCUUAAAAAUUUCACAUGGUCCGAAAUCCCAAAGCUUUGCCAGAAGGUGCAGUGUCCCAACCCGGCUAUCCACCACGGGAGAGAGACCAGCCCCAGGAAAGCCGAAUACACCUUUGGGAACCAGGUAGAAUUGCAGUGUGACCCUGGCUAUGUGCUGAGGGGCAGCCAGAGGAUCCAGUGCUGGUCUGACGGGACGUGGAGACCCCCCGUGCCGUACUGUGACAAGGUUUGUGAUCCCCCUCCAAAAAUCACCAACGGGCAGCACUCUGGCUUGAGAACAGAGCAGUUCCCCUAUGGCUUAGAAGUAAAGUACAGCUGUGUGGAUGGUCUGUCCCUCAUUGGGGACGACUCCAUCUACUGCACCUCCGACGACGGGGUGAACCUGGCGUGGAGCGGACCUGCCCCUGAGUGCAGGAUGGUUCGGUGCCCCAAGCCCACAGUCGAGAGGGGAAGGAUGACUCCGCAGAUGUUCACGUUUCCCUACGGGGUGGCCGUGCGGUUCUCCUGCGACGAAGGCUUCGUGCUGCACGGCGAUGCUGAGAGCCGGUGCCUGGCCGACGGCGCCUGGCACCCUCCCCUGCCCACCUGCCAGCCAGUUCUGUGUCCACAACCACAAGUGGCCAAUGGAAUGCUGAAAAGCACUUUGGAUGGUAAAAUGUGGUACCAAACAAAUGCGACUGUUACUUUUGAAUGCCUUCACGGAUACCACUUUUCAGAUGAUGGAGAGGUGUCUUCAGAAGAGUCUCGGACAGCCACGUGCUUGCCUGAUGGCAACUGGACACCAUUGCCCAAGUGUAAGAAAGAAGGUGAUGUUGAUGUAUGCGAAGAAGUUCAUUAUAUUAAAACGGUCUUUGAAUGCGAUGUGCCUAUAGCAGAAGUGAAAACUCUGCUGGAAAUACAAAAACUGUUUCUGGAGAUUAAAAAACUAAAGGUGGAACUAGAAAACCUGAAUGAGUGAGUCCUGUAACGCACUGUAAUGAUCACCGUUGGUGAACACGCAGUUUGUGUAGUCACAGUAUCUAUAAGAAGGCUCUUGGUGACUUUAUGGUCAUGUUUGCAUGCCUGUAACCAGCGAAAUAAUAACCAAUGCAUUGGAGAUUGCUUUUGUCAUGCUAGAUGCUAGAGCACAGAGGGAUUUUUGCUCCUUUCCUUAAAUCUGACAAGCUUGAUUCGCUAUUUAACAAAUGUUUUGUUUCAGAUUUUAUAUUAGGAAACAUAGUAAGAAAUUAAAUUGAGCUUCUUCGAGUCACUGCAUAAGUUGUGCUAAGCUGAGAGAAGGGGGACCAAAGUCCACAGAAGUAAACUUCUAGCUGAGAUGAGUGUCUGGCUCUCUGAAGGUGCUUCUGCUGUAAUCUUCCAGCUGGUGGUUUGUGCAAUGCCGUACCCUCUGCCCCUACCAAACUCAGCCUGUCAUAGCAUUAGCAUACUUCUAUGUAGAAAUAGUAGUGAAGUGACCAUUUAACUAUGCGAUUUCCUGUUAAUCUAGCUCAUGAUUUCUAUUCAUCUAGUUAAGGGCAGUUGCAUAUAAGAAGCAUAUUUAUAAAGGCUUCUAUUCAGUUAUCCCUGGAUUUAAAAGAGGCAACAGGUUUCUGGCCGAGCACUGUACUCAACAGAUAUCUGUGGUGGUGUCAUCUUCCACGUCCCUAUUUCUGGCAAGCAAAUGCUAAGAAUAGAUGUUGUAAGUUUAAGUGUAAAGAAUCAGACAGCAAAGACGGUUGUUAUUACUCAAUAAACGAUGAUCAGUUUAUGUUGCUCUGUGAUGCAGCAAUUACUCCUUCCCUGCAGGAUUACAAUAAAGAUGGAGGUGUAA
Messenger RNA from Harpia harpyja (harpy eagle), 2510 nucleotides. Its product is annotated as complement receptor type 2-like. The transcript is spliced from 8 exons. The record is from RefSeq and is a predicted model, not a curated record. NCBI's taxonomy places the organism in Eukaryota, Metazoa, Chordata, Aves, Accipitriformes, Accipitridae. The coding region runs from base 27 to 1658 and encodes 543 amino acids.